AAACUUGUAACUUGAAACACACCCAUCCAACACCACAACACCCAUCCUUUCUCUCUCUCUUCUCCUUUCUCUCUCUUUUGUUGGGUGUUGUUCUUGUUUUUGGUCUGUGACCAAACAAUACAACCUUUCCACUGCAUUCUGUAUUACGCUUUUCUCAUUUUUCUUCAUCAAAAACCCCAAUUUUUUUUCUAACACAACACUCAUUUACCUGUUUCCUCUCUUAAAUCUGGAAAUUUCUGGUAAACAAAACCCAUUUACCUGUACCCAUUACAUUAUAAUUGUUGUUUGUGUUCUUGGGGUUCGUGAAUUUUUUUUUCAAAAAUAAAAAUAUAGUUCUAUUUUCCCAUCAAGGUCUGUUUUAUUCCAACAAUGGAUAGAAGAGAUACAUGGGUUAGCCAUUAUCAGUAUGGCUCUGUAUUUAACCCUGUCAAAUUCGAUCCGUUUUCUGAUGUUAACGACGAAGUUAACAAAGACGUAGUGUCUGUAGACUCAAUUCUUCCAGAUGAUGUAUUGGAGAGGAUUCUGGCCUAUCUCCCUGUCGCGAGCAUUUUCAGGGCAGGUUGUGUUUGCAAGAGAUGGAACGACAUAGUGACAUCCAAACGUUUUUUAUGGAAUUUCUCUGUCCAUGUUAUAUCGCAUAAACCCUGGUAUUUCAUGUUUACCAACACUGAUGAAUCUUUUGGGUAUUCCUAUGAUCCUGGCCAUAAGAAGUGGUAUGGAAUUGACCUUCCUUACUUUGUUACUUCCAAUUGGUUCGUUGCUUCGUCUUUCGGCCUUGUUUGUUUCAUGAACAAUGAUAGCAGAAGUGAGCUUCAUGUUUACAACCCCAUCACCAAAUGCAGCAAGAAGCUCAUUGAGCCUUCAGGGGUUAAAUUCUCUGAUUAUAGUGCACUCACAAUAUCUGUGGAUAAGACCUCUUACAACUACAAUGUCUGUAUUGUGAAAUCAAAACAAGUACCGGACAACUUCUACGAAUGGGACCUCUCCAUUCAUAUCUACAGCUCGGAAACGAAGAAGUGGGUUUCGCCACUCACGGAAAUCUUAAACGGCUGGAGAGCGGGUGAUGAGAGUGUGAUUUGUGACGGUGUUCUCUACUUCUUGCUUUACUCUACGGGAGGUGGAACGCCUGAUAAUCGCCAUGGACUGAUCAAAUACAAUCUCUCAAGCCGCUCAUCCAACGGCAUUGGUAUACUAAUGAGAAAUUUCAUUCCAGCCCCUUGCUCAUUAACGUGUGGUCGGUUGAUGAACCUAAAGGAGAAGUUGGUAAUGGUUGGAGGGAUCGGGAAGCAAGAUCGCUCCGAUAUAAUCAAAGGGAUCGGUAUAUGGGUGUUGAACGGAAACGAAUGGCUAGAAGUAGCUCGGAUGCCUCAUAAGUACUUUCAAGGGUUCGGAGAGUUUGAUGAUGUUUUCGCAAGUAGCGGAACUGAAGAUCUGAUAUACAUCCAAAGCUAUGGUGCACCAGCAUUGCUUUUGUUUGAUAUGAAGCAAAAGCAAUGGAGAUGGUCACAGAAAUGUCCUGUUACAAAGAGGUUCCCUCUUCAUCUUUUCACUGGUUUUUGCUUUGAACCUAGGCUUGAAGUUUCUCCUUAACAGUUGUAGUACAGUACAAUCUCCCAACCCCACCAAAAAAAAACAUUUAUCUGUUUUUCACUGGGUUUGUCAUUUGGGUAUGAUAACAACAUCUACCACCUUUCAGAACAGUGCAGAAGAGAACAUACCAGCUGGAAAUAUAGCUGCAUCUCAACAAACAAAACAAAAACAGAAAAAAGAGAGCCAAUUUUUACUUUAAAAUCUUUUGCAAUCAACAGCAGAAACUCAAGUACAAGUUCUGAUCACCUUGGGAUUGAAAAUUCCAAAACCAAAACCAAAACCAAAAAAAAAAUUACUUCAUUAUUGUUGAAAUCAUUCUCCUUUUCCUUUAUUUAUUGUGUCUCAUUAUGUUUGUGCCAUAAGUAUAACAACAAAUUGGUUGUUUUUAUACAGUGCAGCAGACAAAUUUGUACUAAAACAUUUUUAUAAUUAUAUGUUGGUUGUCCUA
This is a messenger RNA of Spinacia oleracea (spinach), 2038 nucleotides long. RefSeq names its product F-box/kelch-repeat protein At3g61590. Gene Ontology annotation, molecular function: protein binding. The record is from RefSeq and is a predicted model, not a curated record. Lineage: Eukaryota; Viridiplantae; Streptophyta; Magnoliopsida; Caryophyllales; Amaranthaceae. The transcript has 2 exons. The coding region runs from base 370 to 1590 and encodes 406 amino acids.